Molecule: messenger RNA, 5542 nt
Organism: Heterocephalus glaber (naked mole-rat)
Lineage: Eukaryota; Metazoa; Chordata; Mammalia; Rodentia; Bathyergidae
Gene: Abcd2
Product: ATP binding cassette subfamily D member 2
Biological process (GO): very long-chain fatty acid catabolic process; long-chain fatty acid import into peroxisome; peroxisome organization
Cellular component (GO): peroxisomal membrane
Molecular function (GO): ATP hydrolysis activity; ABC-type transporter activity; long-chain fatty acid transmembrane transporter activity
Source: RefSeq, a predicted model, not a curated record
AUGAUACAUAUGCUAAAUGCAGCCUCUGAUCGAGUGAAAUGGACCAGAUCCGGUGCUGCUAAGAGGGCUGCCUGUCUGGUGGCUGCGGCAUAUGCCCUGAAAACCCUCUAUCCCAUCCUUGGCAAGCGCUUGAAGCAAUCUGGGCAAGGAAAGAAAAAAGAAGCUUGCCGGGCUGCAGAGAACAGAGGAAUACUGCAUUGCACCGAGACCGUUUGUAAAAAACCUUCUCCUGGAGUGAAUGCAGAUUUUUUCAAACAGCUGCUAGAACUUCGGAAAAUUCUCUUUCCAAAACUUGUGACCACUGAAACAGGGUGGCUGUGCCUCCACUCGGUGGCUCUAAUCUCAAGGACCUUUCUGUCUAUCUACGUGGCAGGUCUGGAUGGGAAAAUUGUGAAAAGCAUUGUGGAAAAGAGGCCUCGGACGUUCAUCUUCAAAAUAGUAAAGUGGCUUAUGAUUGCUAUUCCUGCUACCUUUGUCAACAGUGCAAUAAGGUACCUGGAGUGCAAGUUGGCUUUGGCCUUCAGAACUCGCCUCGUAGACUACGCUUAUGAAACCUAUUUCACAAAUCAGACUUAUUAUAAGGUGAUCAACAUGGAUGGGAGGCUGGCAAACCCUGACCAGUCACUUACUGAGGACAUUAUGAUGUUCUCCCAGUCUGUGGCUCAUUUAUAUUCCAAUCUGACCAAACCUAUUUUAGAUGUAAUUCUGACCUCCUAUACACUCAUCCAGACUGCUACAUCCAGAGGUGCAAGCCCAGCUGGGCCUACCCUGUUAGCAGGGCUUGUGAUAUAUGCUACUGCUAAAGUGUUGAAAGCCUGCUCUCCCAAAUUUGGUAAAUUGGUGGCGGAAGAAGCUCAUAGAAAAGGCUAUUUGCGAUACAUACACUCCAGAAUUAUAGCCAAUGUGGAAGAAAUUGCCUUUUACAGAGGACAGAAGAUAGAAAUGAAGCAACUCCAGAAAAGUUACAAAGCUUUAGCGGAUCAGAUGAACCUUAUUUUAUCCAAACGCUUGUGGUACAUCAUGAUAGAACAGUUCUUGAUGAAGUAUGUUUGGAGCGGCUGUGGAUUAAUUAUGGUGGCUAUACCUAUUAUCACUGCAACUGGCUUUGCAGAUGGUGAUCUAGAGGAUGGCCAGAAACAAGCUAUGGUUAGUGAACGGACAGAAGCCUUUACCACUGCUCGAAAUUUAUUGGCCUCUGGAGCGGAUGCUAUUGAAAGGAUCAUGUCUUCAUACAAAGAGAUCACUGAAUUAGCAGGCUAUACUGCUCGAGUGUAUAACAUGUUUUGGGUCUUUGAUGAAGUAAAAAGAGGCAUUUAUAAGAGAACAGCUGCCAUUGAAGAGCCUGAAAACCAUAGCAAGAUUGGGGCUAACAUAGAAUUACCUCUCGGUGACACAUUGGCAAUCAAAGGAAAAGUUAUUGAUGUGGAUCAUGGAAUUAUUUGUGAAAAUGUUCCCAUAAUUACACCAGCAGGAGAAGUGGUGGCUUCCAGGCUAAACUUCAAAGUACAAGAAGGAAUGCAUCUUUUGAUAACUGGUCCCAAUGGUUGCGGAAAAAGCUCUCUCUUCAGAAUUUUAAGUGGACUGUGGCCUGUGUAUGAAGGAGUCCUUUAUAAACCACCUCCACAGCAUAUGUUCUAUAUUCCACAAAGGCCAUAUAUGUCUCUUGGCAGUCUUCGGGAUCAGGUCAUUUAUCCUGACUCAGUGGAUGAUAUGCAUGAUAAAGGUUACUCAGACCAGGAUUUGGAAUGUAUUCUACACAGUGUCCACCUGUAUCACAUAGUGCAAAGAGAAGGAGGAUGGGAUGCUAUUAUGGACUGGAAAGAUGUUCUGUCAGGAGGCGAAAAGCAAAGAAUGGGCAUGGCUCGUAUGUUUUAUCAUAAACCAAAGUAUGCAUUGUUAGAUGAAUGCACCAGUGCCGUCAGCAUUGAUGUUGAAGGGAAGAUAUUUCAGGCUGCGAAAGGGGCUGGGAUGUCUUUACUGUCCAUAACACACAGGCCUUCUCUUUGGAAGUACCACACUCAUUUAUUACAAUUUGAUGGUGAAGGAGGUUGGCGGUUUGAACAAUUGGAUACUGCUAUUCGUUUAACAUUGAGUGAAGAAAAACAAAAGCUAGAAUCUCAACUAGCUGGAAUUCCCAAAAUGCAGCAGAGACUCAAUGAACUAUGUAAAAUUUUGGGAGAAGAUUCAGUGCUGAAAACAAUCAGAAGUGAAGAUGAGACAUCCUAAUUUGUUUUGACAUGUCUUAAAAGUUAAUUUUUAGAUAAAGACUCACAGAUAGCCUGUUACAGUGCAUGCAAUGUGUUAAGCUAAGCACAGACAACAAAGCCAGCAAGAAAUAUUUUAUAUGACUUUAGAAUCAAAGAAGCAGAUGGUCUAACUUUUAAGAAGAAAAUUAAAAAAAUGCAUGAUGUGAGAUUAGUCAUGAUGGCUUACACCAAUUCUUAGUGAAAGCCUAAUUUACCUGUAAAACAGGAUUUUCUAGGUGAACUCGUGGUGAACACCAAAUUACUAUGUAUAUGAGAUGUGUCUGACAUUUUUAACUGGAGAUAUCUCUUGGAAAUGCAAACUUAAGGCAGCAAUUGGGCUGAUAUCAAGUGCAUAAACAUUAGAACUCUGAGUACCAUUUAAGUCUUUUCAUGACUGAUGUUAGUUUUAAUAACUAUAAUAUAUGUUCAUCAUUGCUAGUGGCCAACUAAACCUUAUAGAAGCUACCUGAAAGUUUAGGAAAUAACUUCAAUAUAAAAAAUAUUUUAAUGGCAGUGGUUGAGAGGAAAAAAAGCAUGGCUAAAUAAGCAUAAAAUGCCAUUUUUAAAAAUUUUAAACUUUGAGUAUCUUAAUACAGGGACAUAAAAAUUAAUUUUAAUGAGAAUCUUCCAUAUUUCUUAAUAAACCUUUUCAUUUUUAAAAGAGAAUUGCCAACAUAGAAAUGGUGUAUCCAAACAAUGUUUGUCCCAGGCUGGUAUUUUGCUUGGCAACAUUAUCUAUUACAAUUCUUUCUAGAAAUAUUGCUUUAUUGUGUGUGUAUGCCCAAAAGAGGAGUCCAUACUUUAAAAAAUGUAAAGCUACAAUAAAAUUUUUUUUAAAUUACAAUAAUAUUAGCAUAUAUUUGGAAUAGCACUUUAUAAUUUAUAAUCUCCAUUUACAUCAUUUUAUUUUAAUGUUUGUGGCAAUCUUUUGAGACAGAUAUUAUUUUUCUAUUUUGAUAUUGAGAAAAAUUGGCACUCAGAUUUACUCUAAUUAUGUGAUGUAUCUAGGGACAGAUCUGGGGAUCAAAUGAAAUUCUCCUAACUCUGAUUCAGUGCUGCUCCCACCAUUGAACUUUAUUUAACUGGGUUAUAAUGGUAAACUUAGGUGGGCUGGUAGAUGGCAGGAAGUGAGGCUUUAGGCAAGGGAGAAAGAUGAGGCAAAAGAGCAUACAGGUAGACAUGUAAAAUAUUUCCAUUGAAAACAAAUCCCUCUUUCACUAUAGGUGGAUUUCCUGAUUAUCGAGCACAUAGGACCUUACAGUUUUUAUUGUGGCGUUUUCAUAGCCAGUUUUCCACUUACCAGCUGGAGUGUAUUAAUAAAACUGAGAAAAGUGACUUUAGUGGUUAAAAUCAUUACAUGUCUAAACAAGAAUGUGGCUGUAUAUAAAUACAUUAUAAUACCAUCUCUAAUUCAAUGUGUAGUUAUCAGAGCUGAACAUUCCUUAUGAAUUCCUUAAUCACCAUGAAAAAGCCUUGAUUAAUCAAAGAAAUUACAAACCACUCCAGUGAUAGAAAAUGCCCCAUACUUUACAUGGCUAUGUUGGGUUUGUGUGCACACAUACCUCCAUUACAAAUUGUGGGGUGCAAAAUCUUGUGAAGUGUUGUGUACAACAGUCAUAAAAUUGUUUAAAUGUUAAUUUCCUUUAUUAACUCAGAACCUUUAUUAAGUUCUAACUUAUGCCAGGCACUGUGCUAAAUCCUAGGAAUAAGUGAAAUAUGGUCCCUAUCGCAAGCUUACAGUCCAGUGAAAGUCAGGAAAAUGAAUAUAUUCGAUCAUAAACUUAAUAGUUAUAUUUAUUAUUUAUCCAGUGGGCAUAAAACAUUGCAUAUACAUUGAUUCAUUAAACUAAUUCACUGAACUAAUUCAACAAAAGAGGAAAGUGAAGACAUAGGGUUAGGUAAUUUAUCCAGCCUCAUACAGUACCCGGGCACUGGACUGAAAUUUAAACCAGCAAUGUUUGAUUAGAAAGCCUGUGGAACUCCAUAUCAUCUUCCUUUUAAUCAUUAGACCAUUCAUUAUUAACUUUUUGUGGUACUGAGGAUUGGAUCCAGGGCCUUCACACUGAGCUACAUCUGUACCCCUAUUAAAUUUGGUUUAUCUAUUUUUUGAGAUAGGAUUUCACUAAAUUUCCUAGACUGCACUCGAAUUUGUGAUCCUCGUGCAUCAGACUUCCAAAGUGCUGGGAUUACACAUGUGUAACACCAUGAUUAGCUAUUAUUGCUGUUUUAAACUGAAGUUUCAGUGUGUGUAGUUAACCAAGCCAAUAUAUUUUUCUGUGUUGAAAGGGAAUUCAUGUAACAUAAAUUGCAAUUUUCAAAUAAAUUAUGGAUGUUUCAUUAUAAAUUAUGGGAUGAGGAAAACAUAAGGCAACUUUUCAGAUGUUUUGAGGAAGAAAUGUUCAAACUGAUUCUAAUUCACUCAUUCAAUAAAAACGGACACAUUCAAGGCACCAGCUACUGUGCUAGGGAUUGAGACGAGAGAAACAGACUGGGUCUUGGCACUUGCACAAGUCUCAGUGGAUCAAUGCUGAGCCUGUUGGAUCCUGCAGUUCCAUGUGAUUGUUUUCUGGUACCUUCUUAGUCCUUGCAUGUGUUACCUAAGACCAUUCUGGUGUAAUCUUUAAGCAAUAAACAUAUUUUGGCAGCAGGAUUCCCUGGAUAUCUGGGCAUGAUAAUCCUCAUGCUCCAUUUUAGUGUACAUUAUAAGGCACAGUAAAACCAAUCCUGGGACUUGGCUGUUAGGUGCUCCCAUGUAGUUAGUAUGUGGUCUUGAAACUAGGGAAAUAUCAUCCCUGAUACAGAGCAUGGAAAACAAGUCAGAUUUGUACACUCAAAAGCAUAUUUCUUAUGGUAACACAAAAUUUAGAUAAUUAUAGCAAGAAAGAUAGAAAAAGGAAAAGCAAUCAUUAUAAAAGCUAAUAAACAAGAGUUCCAAGUUAGACGCAUGACUGGAUGUAGCCCAGUGUGAAGGACUUGGGUUCGAGCCCCAAUAUCACACACAACAAAAUGUUCUGUCUUGGUUUCUGUGACCCAAUAUAAAUGGUAAGGUGAUUAAGUACUCAUCUCAUGUGUUUUUAUGUGAUUUAAUACCUAAAAGACAGAUUCUGGGGCCAGGGAUUUAGCUCAGUGUUUCUGCCGCCUGCCUUGCAAGCACAAGGAUUGGAGUUCGAUCCCUGCUAAGUUUCCAUGUUCCUUAUAGACAGGAUCUACAUGAAUGAGGUUAAUGUAGACCCAAACAGAUACAUGUUUUUUCUGCAACCUACAUACAUAUGCGUGUAUCCACACACACACACACA